AUGAACAUAUUCACUAAAAUUGACUUAGUCAGGGCAUAUCACAAUAUCCCGGUGGCUGAUGAAGAUAUUCCCAAGACAGCUAUUACUACACCCUUUGGCUUAUUCGAGUUUGUACGCAUGCCAUUCGGCCUGAGAAAUGCGGCACAGACAUUUCAAAGAUUCAUAGAUAACCUACUUCGAGAUAUGCCAUUUGCGCAGGGGUAUAUAGACGACUUGUUAAUUGCCAGCCCCGAUUUGCAAUCACACGAACAGCAUGUACAAGCAGUGUUGAAAAGACUGGAUGAACAUGGAAUAAACAUACAUCAAAGUAAGUGUGUUUUCGGUGUUCAAACUUUAGAAUUUCUCGGUCACACAAUAAGCCCAGAAGGGAUUAAACCUAUCAAAAAAGAAGUGGAUACCAUCAAACAAUACCCCGUACCUAGUUCUCUAACACAACUGAGAAGUUUUCUAGGCCUAAUUAACUUUUAUCGCAGAUUCAUACCAGGUUGUGCACAAUUAAUGCAACCUUUGACAGAUUCACUUAAAGGAAAACCAAAAGAAUUCAAACUGUCUUCUGACGCCAUCGAAGCUAUUAAACAGCUUAAAGAUAAACUGGCUCAAGCAACUACGUUGAUAUAUCCGAAUUCUCUUUCCCCACUUGCUUUGAUGGUGGAUGCUUCAGAUAAAGCAGUAGGCGAAGCUUGUGAAUGGGCUUGGGAAUUAUUGACGGAAGUGUGGAAAAUACCGAGUGAACGUUUGUAUGUUACAUACUUUGGUGGUGAUAUCUCAAAUGGUCUACCUGCAGAUGAAGAAGCGCGUGACAUUUGGAUUUCAAUUGGAUUACCUAAGGAUCACGUGCUUCCGUUUGGUAUGAAAGAGAACUUUUGGGAGAUGGGUGAAACAGGUCCUUGUGGCCCUUGCUCUGAAAUACACUAUGAUCGUAUAGGAGAUCGUGCUGCUGCUCAUUUGGUUAAUCAAGAUGAUCCAGAUGUACUGGAAAUAUGGAACCUUGUGUUCAUACAGUUUAACCGGGAAGAGGGUGGAUCUUUAAAACCUCUACCGGCAAAACAUAUUGAUACGGGCAUGGGAUUUGAGCGGGUCUUGUCAGUUCUUCAGAACAAACGAUCUAAUUAUGAUACAGACUUAUUCGUACCUUUAUUCAAGACAAUCGAAGCUGGCACUAAUACAAGACCCUAUACGGGCAAAGUGGGAGUUGAAGAUACUGAUAAAAUUGAUAUGGCUUAUCGUGUACUAGCUGAUCAUGCUCGAGUUCUGACCAUUGCUUUAGGCGACGGUGGACGUGCUCAGAACACUGGUCGAGGAUAUGUGAUCCGUCGCAUUUUAAGACGUGCUGUUAGAUUUGCUAUUGAGGUUUUAAACGCGAAGCCUGGAAAUGCUUUCCCAGAAGUAACCCGAGAUCCGGAUACAAUAAAAGAACUUAUUAAUGAAGAAGAAGAACAGUUUUUAGUUACUUUAAAGCGUGGCCGACGUUUCCUUGAUCGUGUAAUCAAAGAUUUAAAAGUAUCAGGGAGUAACAGCACUACGUUGUCCGGUGAAGUUGCAUGGGGUUUAUAUGAAACCUACGGUUUUCCUUUGGAUUUAACACAAAUACUGGCUGAAGAACACCAUUUAAAGAUUGAUUUAAAUGGAUAUGAAAAAGCUAAAGAAGAAGCUCAAAUUCGUAGUCAGAGCAGAAAAUGUACAGGUGGUUCAAUUGUGGAUCUCGAUGUACAUGCAUUGGCUGAACUAAAAAGUAAAAAUAUAUCAGUAACAGAUGACUCAGACAAAUUUGUCUAUACAUCAGAUCUUAAUGGAAAUUAUGUUUUCCCAGAUUCUGAAGCUACAGUUUUAGCUAUUCGUUAUGAAAAUAAAUUUGUCGAAAGUGUCGAUUCAAGCAGUCAAAUGUGUGGGAUUAUUUUGAACAAAACUAUAUUUUAUGCAGAAUCUGGAGGACAGUUAUAUGACCAUGGUUUUAUAACAAGUUUAACAGAUGAGGUUACUGAAUUUAGCAUUUUAGAUAUACAAUGCCGUGGUGGUUAUAUCUUACAUAUUGGAACUUUACAUGGCAAAUUAAAUGUUGGCAGCAGAGUACUUCUUUCAUUAGAUACUGUACGACGUACAGCUUUAAUGCGUAAUCAUACUGGAACUCAUGUAUUAAAUUUUGCUCUUCGUGAAUUAGUAGAUGAAUCAGAACAAAAGGGUAGUUUAGUUGCACCAGACCGUUUACGAUUUGAUUUUACCGCCAAGCGGGGUAUGACUCGUGAUGAAUUAGCUAAAGCUGAGGAAAUCUGUGAUACGAUGAUAAGCAAACGUUUGAAUGUCUAUUCAUCAAAUGUUUCACUGUCAUAUGCUAAAACUAUUCAGGGAGUGCGUGCAGUGUUCGGUGAAGCGUAUCCUGAUCCUGUUCGAGUCGUUUCUAUUGGAGUUCCUGUGACAAGUUUAGUAGCUGAUCCAGAAAAGGGAUAUGGUAAAACUACCUCAGUUGAAUUCUGUGGAGGAACUCAUGUUCUUAACACUAAACAUAUUGGAGUUUUAGUGAUUGUUAGUGAGGAGGCCAUAUCUAAAGGUGUUCGACGUAUUAUAGCUCUUACUGGUCACGAAGCUGAACGUGCACAAAAAGAAGCUUUACGUCUUGAUAAUGAAGUUAAUGAAUUAAUUCAAUUUGUGAAUAAAUCAAUUUCUCUUAGUCAAAAUAAUAAUGUAACUGAUGACUUCAAUAUUAAUCGACAAAUAUCCAAUUUAUCAGAACUUGUUUCACGCGCCGUUAUCAGUCAACAUCAUCGAGAAAAUUUACGUGAAAAAUUGUUUGAAGCAAAAAAAUUAUUAGAUGCACGUGAUAAAGCAUCGAGAACAGCGACUACUUCUAAGGUUUUAGAAGAGGCUCGAUUAUUAGGUGAAACUCUUUCUAACUCUCCCAGUAAUUAUAUCAUUCAUGUGUUCGAUGCUCAAUCGAAUACAAAAAUUAUGAAUUCUGCUAUAAAAGAAAUAGAACGAAUAUGUCCAAAUAAAGCUGUAAUGGUAAUUUCUUCAGAUCUCGUUUCAAAGAAAUUGACUGUUCUUUGUCAAGUCCCAAAAGUACUUGUUUCACAUGGUUUAAAAGCUAAUGAAUGGGUUACACAUAUUAGUAAAACAAUGGAUGGAAAAGGAGGUGGUAAAGAAAGUUCAGCUCAAGCUGUUGGCAGUCGUAUUGAUACUUUAGAAGAAGUAAUUCGUCUAGCUGAUAUAUUUGCUAGUACAAAGUUAACUAACAAUUAA
Messenger RNA from Schistosoma mattheei, 3234 nucleotides. The record is from the annotation of a GenBank genome assembly. NCBI's taxonomy places the organism in Eukaryota, Metazoa, Platyhelminthes, Trematoda, Strigeidida, Schistosomatidae.